Molecule: messenger RNA, 2492 nt
Organism: Macadamia integrifolia
Lineage: Eukaryota; Viridiplantae; Streptophyta; Magnoliopsida; Proteales; Proteaceae
Product: phosphatidylinositol/phosphatidylcholine transfer protein SFH8-like
Exons: 15
Coding region: 312-2183 (623 amino acids)
Source: RefSeq, a predicted model, not a curated record
AAGCCUUACAUAUUUCUGUUAUAUUUGGGUCUGUUCUUCUCUGGUACUCACUGCCGUGAAUCGUCGGCAGUCUUUUUUAUUUGUUCAUUUAUUUGCAAUUCCAUCGCUGUACUCUCGCCAGCUCCUCCGGUGGAUGCAUAUGAGGUUCAGUUGCGGAUCGAAAUUCUUGAAACGAACAUUUAUGGUACAGUUCUUUCGAUUCCUCUCUAAUCUUGAGAAGUGAAUAGAGGUUUCUAGGUUCGGCUUCGUGCGGUGAUUCUUGAUUGAUCGUCUUAGCUUUGAGAUCUACUAUACGUUUGGAGAUUGUGGAUAUGUCGGGACCGCUUGAUCGUUUCGCCAGGCCUUGCUUUGAAGGGUUUUCAAGUCAUGAUGAAAGAAGAGAAAGGAAAUCUGAUUUUGAAAAUUCAGAGGAUGAAAGGAGGACAAGAAUUGGGUCUCUGAAGAAGAAGGCUAUUUAUGCAUCUACCAAGUUUAGGCAUUCUCUCAAGAAAAAGAGCAGCAGAAGGAAAAGUGAAAGCCGGGUUAUUUCUGUUUCAAUCGAGGAUGUUCGGGAUGUUGAGGAGCUACAGGCUGUUGAUGCAUUUCGGCAAGUGUUGAUUUUGGAUGAACUGCUACCUGCCAAGCAUGAUGAUUAUCAUAUGAUGUUAAGAUUUCUGAAAGCAAGAAAGUUUGAUAUUGAGAAAGCAAAGCAUAUGUGGGCCGAAAUGCUUCAAUGGAGGAAAGAUUUUGGUGUUGACACUAUUUCUGAGGAUUUUGAGUUCAGUGAGAUAAAUGAAGUUCUACAGUACUAUCCUCAUGGUUACCAUGGUGUGGAUAAGGAGGGAAGACCUGUUUACAUUGAAAGACUGGGAAAGGUUGAUCCGUACAAACUCAUGAAAGUCACGACAAUUGAUAGGUAUGUCAGAUACCAUGUAAAGGAGUUUGAGAAGAGCUUUGUAGUGAAGUUUCCAGCUUGCUCAAUUGCUGCAAAAAGACAUAUUGAUUCAAGUACAGCGAUUCUCGAUGUUCAAGGCGUGGGUUUGAAAAACUUCAGCAAGACUGCACGAGAGCUCAUUGUACAGCUGCAGAAGAUUGAUGGUGACAAUUACCCUGAGACACUCUGCCGAAUGCUUAUCAUCAAUGCUGGUCCUGGCUUUAGGCUUUUGUGGAACACUGUGAAAACUUUUCUUGAUCCCAGGACAUCUUCUAAGAUUCAUGUGAUUGGGAACAAAUACCAGGCCAAAUUGCUUGAAAUAAUUGAUUCCGGUGAGUUGCCAGAUUUUCUGGGUGGUACAUGUACCUGUGUGGAUCAAGGGGGUUGCAUGAGGUCUGAUAAGGGGCCAUGGAAGGACCCAAACAUAUUGAAGAUGGUUCUUAAUGGGGAAGCACAAUGUGCUAGACAAGUUGUUACAGUUUCGAACAGUGAGGGGAAGAUAAUUGCUUAUGGUAAGCCGAAAUACCCGAUAAAAGGUGGUGACACAUCAACUGCUGAGUCAGGCUCUGAAGCUGAUGAUAUUACUUCCCCUAAAGGAAUGAGGAGUUAUUCACAUUUUCGUUUGACUCCUGUUCGCGAAGAAGCCAAAGUAGCUGGGAAGGCAAGCUUUGCUGGUAGUUCAGAGUAUGAUGAAUAUGUUCCAAUGGUUGACAAAGCUGUUGAUGCAGGAUGGAAGAAACAAGUGUCCCUUCAGGGGGACUCUUCUUCCAAAGGGGCUCUUCCUUUGCCUAACACUAAGAAAACUCCAGAAGGAAUCCAUGCACGUAUAUUUGCCAUGCUUAUGGCCUUUUUCAUGACCCUCUUUGCUUUCUUCCAUUCUGUAACUUGUCGUGUGACCAAGAAGCUUCCGGAUGCAUCUCAUCAUGACAACAAUGUUCCUGCUCUUGCACAUGAUUCGAUGCCCAAGGAGGAGUUCCGCCCCCCUUCACCGACUCCUGGAUUUACUGAGGCAGAACUUCUCUCGUCUGUACUGAAAAAGCUUGGUCAACUGGAGGAUAAGGUGGGCACACUUCAAGCAAAGCCAUCUGAGAUGCCAUAUGAGAAAGAGGAGUUGUUGAAUGCUGCUGUUUGUCGUGUGGAUGCGCUGGAAGCAGAGCUGAUUGCUACAAAGAAGGCUCUACAUGAAGCUCUGAUGAGGCAAGAGGAUUUGCUUGCAUACAUAGACAGACAGGAAGAAGAAAAGCUCCGGAAAAAGAAAUUUUGCUGGUGAUGAUGACAUUGAUGAUGGGCAAGGCUCAUAAUGUGAAUCCUGGCAACCACUCUACACAAUGAGUUUUCCAUCAUCGGGCAAAGUUUACUGGUGAUGGGGGGAGACUUUGUCGGAGUAUUCUGGUGCUGGCGGCUUCUCUGUUCUGCCAUUUAAUUCAUAUCUUUGAGAUGCACAUGGUUCUUCAGGGAGGGUUGACCGACUGAAAAUGAUUUGGGUUUUUCUAUGGAUCACAGAAAUUGCUGAAUAAAGUGAUUUUGUUCAGCUUCUCAUAUAUUUGUUUAUUUUAUUUAUUUUCUAAUUGUUUUUAAA